AUGACGCAGAGGCUGGCAAACGCAAUCGACAAGGAAUAUGCGGGCUGCGAUGGUGAUGGUAGCGUGCCCAGCAGCUGCAAAGAAGCGUCAGCGUCAGCAGCAGCAGCAGCAGCAGCAGCAGAAGCAGAAGCAGAAGCUCAGCCUGAUGCUCUGGAACGAUGCAUCAGCACGCACACCACGCGCACGCUAGGUCCGCCACCUGACGGAGGCCUUUUAGCAUGGACACAAGUCGUCGGUGCAUUCUUUUUGUUUGUCAACUCGUGGGGCAUUGCCAACACGUACGGCGUCUAUCAGACGUACUACGAACAGACGCUAUUCAGCGACCAUUCUUCCGAACAGAUCGCAUGGAUCGGUAGCUUGCAAAGCUUUCUGCUGCUCAUCGUCUCUGCUCUUGCAGGUCCACUCUUCGACAAGGGCUACUUUCGCUCCCUCGUCACACUCGGCUCUCUGCUCGUCGUCUUCGGCAUGAUGAUGACCAGCCUGUGCACUGCGUACUGGCAGGCCAUCCUAGCACAAGGUUUGGUCGUCGGUGUAGGAGCGGGCUGCUUGUUCGUUCCAGCAGUCAGCAUCGUAGCCACCUACUUUGACAAGAAGAGGGCUCUCGCUGUAGGCAUCGUCACGGCCGGAUCGUCCAUCGGCGGCGUCGUCUAUCCCAUCAUCUUUAUUCGAUUGGUCGACAAGCUGGGUUUCGCUUGGACAACGCGCAUCAUCGCUUUCAUCGCGCUCGCUACGCUCAUCGUGCCUGGCGCCGGCAUGAAACCGAGAAUCAGAGCGGCAAAAGCUCGACCUUUGCUGUUGCCGCGCGCCUUUCUCGAAGUGCCUUACUCUACCUUUACCCUUGGCCUCUUUACCGGAUUCAUGGCCUUGUACAUUCCAUUCUUCUUCAUCACACCCUACGCACGCGCUCAGACGGGCGCCAACGCCACUCUGGCAACCUACAUGCUACCCAUUCUCAAUGGCGCAUCCACAUUUGGACGCGUGCUGGGCGGCUCGGUAGCUGGCCGAAUCGGUCCUCUCAAUACGCUCAUUCCUUGCACUCUAGCAGCAGCAAUACUGGCAUUCGCAUGGAUCGGCAUUCACAACGUACCAGGCAUCAUCGUCUUUUCCGUACUGUAUGGCUUCUUCUCCGGCACUUUUGUCAGCUUGCCCCCUUCCACCAUGGCUGCGCUCAGCCCCGACUUGUCACAGAUCGGAACGAGGAUGGGACAGAGCUUCUUUGUUGCUGGGUUGGGUGUGCUGAUCGGCACACCGGUAGCGGGUGUGCUCAUCAAGGGCGACGACUUUGUCCGCACACAGAUCUUCUGCGGAGCACUCAUUGCCGUUUCAGUUGUCUUGAUGGUCACUGCUCGAGUGGCCAGGACAGGACCCGUAUUGCUCGCCACAUCAUGA
Molecule: messenger RNA, 1389 nt
Organism: Ceraceosorus guamensis
Lineage: Eukaryota; Fungi; Basidiomycota; Exobasidiomycetes; Ceraceosorales; Ceraceosoraceae
Product: MFS general substrate transporter
Exons: 4
Coding region: 1-1389 (462 amino acids)
Biological process (GO): transmembrane transport
Cellular component (GO): fungal-type vacuole membrane
Molecular function (GO): transmembrane transporter activity
Source: RefSeq, a predicted model, not a curated record